AUGGCUGCCCACACCAAUGGCAACGCGUCUGCUCUUCCAAAUGGCUCUACAAUCACGAAUGGCUUCCACGAUUUGCCUGUGGAGGAGCUUGAGCGGGAGCUCCCUGUCGUAUACGAUGGUCAGGUACCACUCGGGGAACUGGUCUCAAGGGUAGUGCAGGCGAUCUAUGCAGAAUUGUCCGAACUAGCAGAAACACUACCGAACAUGUCGGACGCUGCACGGAAGCGGACCCUCGCCGACUGGGUCGUUAAGACGAAGAAGCAAGUCGUUAAGCUCUAUGCAAUUGUGAAAUGGUCGCGGGAUGCGGGGGUCGUCCAGAAAGCCAUGAAUAUAACCGCAUUCUUGAUGGACCAAAAUCGCCAAUUCGAGGACGCGAUACAUGGUCUUAAGUACGCUAAGGACAGCUUGGAUCCGGCGCGAUUGCGCAAUCACGACUUGUUGACUUCCCUCGACGUCCUGACCACUGGGUCGUAUCGACGCCUUCCUUCCGCUAUCCAGAAAGUCGUUGUGCCGCCCACCCCGCUGACCGACGAUCAAGUCGCGAAAACCCUCGGUGACGUCGAGGACGUGAUCCGUCUCCGACUCAAGAUGUUUGAGGUCGUCCCUAUCGAGAUGUCUAAAUAUCGAAUUGCUGAUGGCCGGGUUUACUUCACGGUUCCCAGGUUAUUCGAGGUCUCGCUUUGUCUACGAGGCGCCGAGAAGGACGCCGGUUGGUUCUUCGUAAACGUGGAAUUCCUGCUCAACGUCGGUGGUGACCCGACCAGUGUGCAAGAAUUCCCGCGCAAACCAUCAGGAUGGCUGAAAAGACACAUCACAGACGAGGCAGAUGCGCGUCUGGCAUUUUAUCUACCAUUGCCUGCAGAUCAGGCCCUACCACCUGUGGCUGAAGUGCCACCACGACCACAAUUGCCUGAAGGCGUUGCGGAUGCGCCGCUCGUCCGAGUCUUCAACUUCCUGCAGAUGAUGUCUAUGUCGUAUAUGCUCGAGAUCCUCUGCUACCAGGCAGAAAGGUUACGCGCGCUCGGAUGGGGUGAGUACAUGAGGGUCCAGAUGUCCAAGGACCGCAAAACUCUAACAAUAACAUAUUGGACUCGUCUUCCGCCCAAGGACCCAACCCCGAGUCAAAGGCGGGCGAAUAUCCCCCUGUUUGGUGGGAAGGUAACAAUCUCAAUAGCGCGUGCCCACACGACGCCGAUAAAUAAAGCGAACCGGUCACCGAAAGCUCGUAUACUUGCAGAAUUGCAGGAGAAGGCGAAGCUGGGGGCGGGGCGACCAUCGGAUGAGGUCGAACCGCACGAAUUGCAGGUCAAGUGGGAGCCCGAACAGGGCGCCCUUGGCACCAUGAUUCCCCCGCAAGAAUUCCAUCUUGACAAAAGUGAAUUGUCGAUCGAUUCGGACAACCUCGAUGUCGAGGCGUUGCUGCGGAAAGUGGCUACGAUCCAUGUGGGCGCUGUUCUCCGAGUCGUUCAGCGGCGUCUGCAGCACGACCCGCCGACGCUCUCGUUGGCUAUGGACGAUGACAUUCAGACUCUUCGGGCACAUUUCUGUGCGGAUGAGGUCGUCGGACGCCGAUACACCGCUAUAACUGACAGACUAAACGAGAAUCCAACGAUGCUAUACGACGCAUUUGUGAGGCUUAAGCUCGCGUUAACUAUCAUCGACCUCGCCGAGCAGAAGGCAAACUAUCUCGGUCUUCAGAGUUACCGUCUCCGGAACUUCGCCCCAACAGAAAUACAAAAACUCGGUCGGAUGGCGCGUGGCAUGCUCUAUAUCGAGCUGGCCAAGUUCCCGGACCACUUCCUCGUGCUCGUCGUGACGGACGAGGAUUGGCGCUAUGCUCUCAUCUCCGUCGAGGUGCUGCAGAAUACGCCAUGCCAUGAUAUGGUCAUGAAAGACAUUGGGUGGCUCGACGUGAGGCGGAUACAUGGCGAGGAAAUCGUCGUGUCGCCGCAUCCCCCGCACGCUGCGGAUCCAGCAAUCGGACAAAAGCGGAAGCGUGAGUCAACGGACGAUGGCUCAGCGUCGCAACCAGUGGACGAGUUUGUGCCUCGCUAUUGCUUAGACGCACAGGUCCUCCGAGAACUAUACGCUUAUUGCUGUGCACGAGUCGCGUUCUACAAGAUCGAGCAGCAAUUCAAGACGCGAAACAUCCCCUAUACAACUGUCGCCUGCACGGAUGUUGCGCACACGCCGGAACUCGCACACCUUCAGUCAACCCUGUCAAGAUCGGUUCCACUACUCUGUGUCCAGUCCUCGGACAUAUUGUCCGGAGCACCUGCCGCUGAGGCAGCCAUGCCGAAUAUCCGGGUCAUACCACUCAACUGGUGGAAUGACGAGAAGCAAGCGCAGGUCGUGACUUGCGUGAAACUCAAGUACGUCCAACAACCCGUCGGCAAGCGCGCAGGUAGCAGCAACGUCAUCCGACCAUCUAAGCGGAUCAUAUACGAUACAACGGAAGCGAUAGUGUCCUUCCUCUCGGAAGACGUCGACAAGUGUGUCGAUGAGUUCCUAGAGGAAUGGGCACGCGUUUCCAAGGUCGUCGUGAUCGCACGAGAAGUCGCGCAGAUGGCCACCGAGAGGCAUUGGUCAGACGUCCGCUUGCUAUCGUUCGACUUGCAGACCGUCGAAUUCGCGUAUGCGGCCGACUACACCAUCUCUAUCACGUGUACGGACCAGCUCUCACCGACUGGCGGGUCGUAUGACCUGCAAUUCUCUCGCAUCAGCGAUGGCAAGGCCGGAGAUGCGGAUAUGGACGACCUGUACAAUCCCCACGAAGACCUGAGCCUUUCCUACGCGACAGACUCGUUGUCCGUCGUCGUCGAGCUGGAGGGAAUAAGGCAGGCAGUUGCGCAGACGUCAGAGAACGCUGACGUGUUCCCGAAAGCCGCUGGGUGGUUCCGGAUUCUGUACGGAGACUUCAGGCAUGCACUGGACUUUCGGAUAAUGACGGGCGGUCGAGUUGUCAUCCUCGACGCCUCGCAUUCUCUCUUUUCGGCAGAGGACUCGCCUCCGCGAAACCGAUUGCCUGCCAGCGGGCGGAACCCCUCUAAUGCAUCUGCACCGCCGCCGAGUGACCCAUCGGACAGCCAUCUUCUCCUCCAGGCGAUCCCCGAUUUCCGACGGAUUGCCAUGGAAGUCGUGAAAGAUGCUGCCUCAAGAGGCUGUACUGCACGCGUCGCGCCAAUCGACAUUGGUAUCAUCUGUGACUCGGCCGCUGUAAAAUUCGUGGCCAGAACGCUGCAUGACCGCGUCCUGCAACGGCUGAAGCAGGGAUAGGGUGGUUUUGUGGUCGUGCUCAUCUCAUCGUCGUUGUCUUGUUGUAGCAGAUACCUACGCACAGCCGCGUUUACACACGAUGAAUGACAUAGGACUGUUGUCAGGCUCUGACGCUGUGUCGAUGCAGUGCGGUCAACCACCGUAGAGACUGGUGCACCUACACGCUCUCGGAGUGCUGAACGUGGCUUGGACCGACGGCCUGGUAAGCAUUGUCUGCCUGCAUGAGGAUCAGAGCAGUCGUCAUGGACCAAGCUUCGAUUGGGGCUCCUGUCCUGAGUCAAUGUAUAUGGCGCGACCGAAGACUGCUAUGCUCAAGGCGCAUCACACCGAGACCUUCCUGAGCUUCUGUC
Messenger RNA from Fomitopsis serialis, 3626 nucleotides. Its product is annotated as MED14-domain-containing protein. The transcript is spliced from 24 exons. Gene Ontology annotation, biological process: regulation of transcription by RNA polymerase II. Gene Ontology annotation, molecular function: transcription coregulator activity. Gene Ontology annotation, cellular component: mediator complex; core mediator complex. Bases 1 to 3276 code for a protein of 1091 amino acids. Lineage: Eukaryota; Fungi; Basidiomycota; Agaricomycetes; Polyporales; Fomitopsidaceae. The record is from RefSeq and is a predicted model, not a curated record.